Gordionus sp. m RMFG-2023 is the source of this 1413-nucleotide messenger RNA. RefSeq names its product retinol dehydrogenase 11-like. Lineage: Eukaryota; Metazoa; Nematomorpha; Gordioida; Chordodea; Parachordodidae. Bases 106 to 1224 code for a protein of 372 amino acids. The transcript is spliced from 5 exons. The record is from RefSeq and is a predicted model, not a curated record.
ACAUGUAAAAUUUAAAAUUUUCCAACAUAGUAUUUUUGCAUAUCCAUUUCCACAGCGUUUAUACAAUCAUAUUUCAAAUACUGCUAACCUUUUUCCGCUACGACAAUGGUAAUAACUACCCAUACCUUCAGCUCGGAUUUACUGCUCUGGGCCUUUUCCCUGCUAACUUUCGCGCUCCUAUUAAUAACCCUCCUUGAUUAUUUCUUUCUAGCUCACGGGAAAAUUCCAAUCUUCUGGCGAUUCAGCCCAGCCCCUUCCUGGAAAUUCAAGCCUCAAAAUUACAAAUGGGCCGGUCGCAUGAUCAUCAUAACGGGCGGCAAUGCCGGUAUAGGCAAAGAAACGGCUCUUCAGUGCGCUAAAACCGGAGCCGAGAUAGUUAUAGCCUGCAGGAAUCUUAAAACCGGGAACAAAGUGGCGACAGAAAUUAAGGAGGAAACAGGGAACCCCUUGGUGUACGCUAAACACUUGGACCUGAAUUCUUUUAAAUCCGUUAGAACUUUUGUCGCUGACAUUAUUAAAAAAUUGUUAACUUCCUCUGAUUCUUCUGGUACGCAUCUAUACGCCUUGGUCAAUAAUGCCGGCGUAAUGCUGCUACCGAAGGAAAUUUUGACGGAGGACAAUUUGGAGAUGACCCUUCAAACGAACUAUUUUUCGCCUUUCCUUCUCACCAGCCUCCUAUUACCCUCUCUCAAGUCCGGCUCUAAGGCAUUGGGAUGUCCCUCCCGUGUGGUCAACGUAUCUUCUAGGGCGCACGUUAUAGGGCCUACGCGAUUGCCGCUCGACCCGGCCUAUUUGAAGAAGGAUCAGUUCGGAAUCAUUCAAAAAUUCUGCCCGCCCUUCCGUCAACAUUUCGUAUACGGGGACUCCAAACUCUGCCUCGUCAGUUUUACCCGAGAAUUGGCUAGACGAUCCGACCCCGAUAGGUUAUUAGCCUUUUCUCUCCACCCUGGAACGGUGGAUACGGAUCUUUUCAUUCACGUGCCCUUGCCCAUUAGGUUCAUUGUCUCCAAAUUUUUCAGUGUUUCUACCAAAGAGGGAGCCAUGACUACCCUUUACUGUUUGUUCGAUAAAUCCCAGGCUAACGCGGAUAAUAACGGGGCUUAUUUUUCGGAAUGCGGGCUUGCUAAGGCCUCCGCCAAGGCUCUGAAACACGAAGACUCCGACGCGCUCUGGGACCUUAGUCAGAAAGUUUGCGGGCUCACGGAUGGGCGAAGAAAGGACUGAAAUUUAGAUGAUCCCUAUAUUAUAAGGCCUGGCCCAAUUUUUUUAAAUGGUGCUCUUUGAAUAUUAACAAGCCUUUUUAAACGCAGCAUUAAAGAAAGGGACCAUACCUAAUAGGAAAUAUCUUGGCUACAAACCAGAUUUUUUUUUAUAGAAAACUGUUUUUAUAAUAAUAUAUAAUUGUUUUUAAAA